Messenger RNA from Diabrotica virgifera virgifera (western corn rootworm), 2054 nucleotides. RefSeq names its product zinc finger protein 239-like. The record is from RefSeq and is a predicted model, not a curated record. The coding region runs from base 110 to 1276 and encodes 388 amino acids. Gene Ontology annotation, molecular function: RNA polymerase II cis-regulatory region sequence-specific DNA binding; DNA-binding transcription factor activity, RNA polymerase II-specific. The transcript is spliced from 2 exons. Gene Ontology annotation, biological process: regulation of transcription by RNA polymerase II. Gene Ontology annotation, cellular component: nucleus. Lineage: Eukaryota; Metazoa; Arthropoda; Insecta; Coleoptera; Chrysomelidae.
AUAUGUCAUUUCAUUUGUGAACUGUGAACAACAAACUGAAAAGUAAAAAUUUUUUACUUUUGUAUUAAAAAUAGUCAGUUUUAUUUGUUUGUUAGCAUAUUGUGUAAUUAUGGAAGCCACAGAAGAUAUAAAAGAUUUCAAAGUUGAAAUUAAAGAAGAGCAGGAGGAAUAUGAUUUGGAAUCGAGUAAAUCUAUAUUAUACAGUCAGCUAUCUACAGAAAUUGAAAUUGAAGAUGUUAAGAAUGAACCCAAGGAUGAGUCAGGUUUUUCUCAGAACAAAUUGCAACUCAUGAAAACUGAACAUGCAGGCCCUACAGAACAACAAAAUGCAACCACCGAAGAAACAACAGUAAAGAGUGCUACAUGUAAAUGUACAAUUUGUUUUAAACAAUUUAACCACAUAGCUUCUUUGAAUAGACAUAUAAAAACGCACUCUAGCGAAAAGCCUUAUAAGUGUGACAUUUGUUUGAAGCAGUUUUUUCAGAAAAUACAUUUGAAAACACAUUCGAUAGUGCACACUGGAGAAAAGGCUUACAAGUGUGAAAUUUGUUUGAAGCAGUUUUCUCAGAAGGUUCAUUUCAAUAGUCAUAUAAGAUUGCACACUGGAGAAAAGCCUUACAAGUGUGAGAUUUGUUUUAAGCAAUUUACUGAAGCGGGUAGUUUGAAAAGACAUUUGAGAGUACACACUGGACUUUACAAGUGUGAAAUUUGUUUAAAGCAGUUUUCUCGAGCAAGUCAGUUGCAAGUUCAUUUGAGGGUGCACACUGGAGAAAAGCCUUACCAGUGUGAAAUUUGUUUGAAGCAGUUCAAUCAGAAAAGUUCUUUGGGUUCACAUAUGAAAGGUCACACUGGAGAAAAGCCUUAUAAAUGUGAAAUUUGUUUGAAACGGUUUAUUAACACAAGUAAUUUGAAAACACAUUUGAGAUCACACACUGGAGAAAAACCUCACACGUGUGAAAUUUGUUUGAAGCAGUUUACUAACACAAGUAAUUUGAAAUCACAUUUGAGAUCACACACUGGAGAAAAGCCUUACAAGUGUGAAGUUUGUUUUAAACAGUUUGUUCAGAAAAGUUCUUUGGAUGAACAUACGAAAGGUCACACUGGAGAAAAACCUUACAAGUGUGAAAUUUGUUUGAAGCAGUUUUAUCAUAAGUUUCAUUUAAAUGGUCAUUUAAAAGUACACACUGGAGAAAAACCUCACAAGUGUGAAAUUUGUUUGAAGCAGUUUACUCAAAAAGGUAAUUUGAAGACUCACUUGAGAAUACACUAUGCAUAAAAUCCCAGUAGAACUCUUAAAAUGCAUACUCAGAACUAUUUAAAAUAAAAUCUGGUGUCCCACAAGGCAGUGUACUCGGUCCCUUAUUAUACCUGUUAUUUACUGGUGACCUACACAACUAGAUUGACAACAGUCACAACAUUCGCAGAUGACAGGUAUUCUCGCAUCUCACACAGGUCCCCAAAGAGCUUCGCAUAACUUACAAGGCCACUUGAAUAAAAUAGAAAAAUGGUUAAACAAAUGGAAACUAAAAGCUAAUGAAACAAAAUCGACCCACAUUACAUUUACCAUGCGAAGAGAGAGCUGUCCACCAGUAUACAUAAACAACAAACAAUUAGUAUAAGUAGAUACAACCAAAUACCUGAGCAUACAUCUAGAUAAAAGACUAACAUGGAGAAAACACAUCUUCGCCAAAAGAAAGCAACUUAGACUCAAACUUCAACAAAUGUACUGGAUCCUGGGCAGACAUUUAAGACUAUCAAUUGAAAAUAAAUUAGUGGUAUACAAAGCCAUACUUAAACCCAUAUGGACCUAUGGCAGAAAGAUAUGGGCCUCAGCCAGCAACUCUAACUUGGAAAUCAUACAACGUUUUCAAAAUAAGGCAUUAAGAACCAUAGUAAACACUCCAUGGUACGUCCCCAACGCAAUAAUAGAGAGAGACCUGAAAGUUACCAGCAUCAAAGAAGAAAUCAGCAAAUACAAUGAAAAGUAUGAAAAAAGAAAUUGGAAAGAAAUCCUUUGUAAAAGGUAUAAAAUUUUUUUAUUAAAAAUCCCUUAA